Molecule: messenger RNA, 1884 nt
Organism: Rotaria sp. Silwood1
Lineage: Eukaryota; Metazoa; Rotifera; Eurotatoria; Philodinida; Philodinidae
Source: the annotation of a GenBank genome assembly
AUGGAGUAUCGGCACGAGGAUCAACAGCGGCGUCAGCAACUGUUGACCAUCGUUGACCGAGGCAGUGCAGAACAAUUAUUUAUUUUCUUACAACAAUAUCAUCGAAGACCAUUUCGACAUCUUGCAGAACUUAUGGCAUAUGAUGGUGUUAUUGAUGAUCAAAUCGAUUUUAUUGAUUGUACAGCAACACGAUAUAAUGUUACACCAUUAAUUAUUGCUGCUGGUAAAGGUUCUUAUGAAAAAACGAAAAUUCUUCUUGUACAUGGUGCUAAUCCAAAUAAACAAUGUUCAACAGGUGAUACAGCAUUAAAUUUGGCUGUUCAUCGUCAAAAAUAUCAUAUUGUUGAUUUACUUUUGAAAUAUCGUGCUAAUCCAAAUAUAUAUAAUCAAUCAGGUAAAACAGCUUUACAUCGUGCUGCUGUUUCAUAUAUUGAUGAAAAUGCAAAUCAUGUACGAGCAUUACUUCAGGCUGGAGCUGAUCCAACAUUAGAAGAUCGUAAUCAACGAAGACCACUUGAUGAAGCUGUGUUGGCUAAUAAACCAGAAAUUGUUGGAAUUUUGCUAUCACAUGAUCGAACAUUAGUAAAACAAGCCCAUCGAGCAGCAAUUAUUGGCGCACGUCUUGGUCACGAUAAGUGUUUGGAAACAUUACUUGAUUUUGGCUUGAAUCCAAAUAUAGCCGAUCAAACAAAUACAACACCACUUCAUAUUGCAGUUCGUUCAUUAAAAUUAUCUACUGCUCGUAUUUUGCUUUCUUAUGGUGCUGAUCCAAAUAUGAUAAAUAAUCGUGGUGAAACACCUAUAGGUAUAGCUGAAUAUUUACAACCUGAUCAAAAACAAUCAUUUAUUAAUGUACUUCUUCAUACACCAAUAGUUGAACCAUCAGAUUUUCGUAGAUAUACAAGUGGAACAAUUACAGCAAAUGUUAUUCCAUAUGUUCAUCCAUUACUUCACGGUCAUCUAAAUUGGACAUUGGAUAGUGAAGAAUUUCGAAGUCAAACUGAUAUAAAUUCAUCUGUACAAAAUCUUCUUGAUACUACAAGUGGAUCAUUUUGGUGUUGUACAUUGAAUAGAGGUGCUUGGGUUAUUUUUGAUUUAAAACAUCAAUAUCAUAUUAGUGGAAUGAGAAUUAUUGGAUGUGAUAAUCAAUCAACACCAAGAAGUGGUCAUAUUGAUGUAUCAAAUGCUUUUAAUGGUCCUUGGUUAAAAGUAAAAGAUUUUACUUGUCCAAUAUCUCAAGGCAAUAAGAAUGAUAUAUUUUUUCCACCGUUUAAAACUCGUUUUAUUCGUGUAUUUAUAUCGGAUAAUUAUGGUGGUGAUGAUAUUCGUAUACAAGGUAUUGGAUUUUAUGGAGUUGAUAUGCGUCUAGUAGAAAAACUUCGAGAAUAUGGACUUGAAAAAAGUCUUCAAACAUUAUUAGCUAAUGGUAUUAAUGAUUUAGAAACAUUGAAUGAAAAACAAGAUGAAAUUUUAAACUCAUCUGACAGAUAUUUGGAUGUUAAUGAUCAUUUUCAAUUUAUACGAUUAACAGAAUCAUUAAGAUCAUCAAAAUUAACUUUUCUUGAAUGGUUCAAUCCACCUCAAUCAACUAUUCUUGCUGGUGACAAAUUACAAACAUUUAGUGCUGCUGGUGAUGAAGCAGUAACAGAUCGUGUCAAAUUAGAAGAAAAACUUGAAAAUAGUCCACACGUAAGAACAGUACUUAUGCGAGAUCUUGAACCAAUUCAAGGUCGUUCAUUAGUUGAUUUUCCUGAUUAUGUUAUAAAAGAUCCUGGUCGAUAUAAAGUACGAGUUGUAAGUGUUGAAUCACCUAAUAUACACACUUCAUGGCAAGACAUAGUUGUUGGUAUUUUUGUAAAAACAGCAGCAGCAGCAGAAGAAUAA